Lycium ferocissimum is the source of this 1362-nucleotide messenger RNA. RefSeq lists its product as uncharacterized. Gene Ontology annotation, biological process: L-threonine biosynthetic process. Gene Ontology annotation, molecular function: NADP binding; protein dimerization activity; NAD binding. The record is from RefSeq and is a predicted model, not a curated record. Lineage: Eukaryota; Viridiplantae; Streptophyta; Magnoliopsida; Solanales; Solanaceae.
AUGAAGUCUCCGGCACAACAACCAUUUCUCUCGGUUCUGCCACGUCAGCAGCAUAUUAAAUUACUCGUCUACCACGCCAUCUCGCGCGUGCGUAUGUCUCUUCAGGAAACGGGUCAGAGAGAUUAUACUGUUGAAGAAUUAACUGGAGUUACCGGAGCAGUAGGUAUAUAUAUUCUCUCAGUUCUUACUGACCGUAACUUUCCUUACCGUUCUAUUAAAUUACUCGCUAGUAAAAGAUCUGCUGGUAAAUCUAUGAAGUUUGAAAACAGAGAUUAUACUGUUGAAGAAUUAACUGAGGAUAGUUUCGAAGGUAUUGAUAUUGCGUUGUUUAGUGCUGGUGGUUCAAUUAGUAAGAAAUUUGGACCUUUAGCGGCUCAGAAGGGGACUAUUGUUGUGGAUAAUAGUUCGGCUUUUCGAAUGGACGAGAAUGUGCCAUUAGUGAUACCGGAAGUGAAUCCUGGUGCUAUGAAGCAUGUUAGGGUUGGUUCCGGAAAGGGAGCGAUUAUUGCUAAUCCGAAUUGCUCGACUAUUAUUUGCUUGAUGGCUGUUACUCCUCUUCAUCGUCGUGCUAAGGUCAAACGCAUGGUUGUUAGUACAUAUCAGGCAGCUAGUGGUGCCGGUGCUGCUGCAAUGGAAGAGCUAGUGCAGCAGACUCGUGAGGUCCUGGAGGGCAAAGAACCAACCUGCAAUAUCUUUAACCAGCAGUAUGCCUUUAAUCUGUUCUCACAUAAUGCACCCGUUCAACCCAAUGGAUAUAACGAAGAGGAAAUGAAGCUGGUCAAAGAAACAAGAAAAAUAUGGAAUGACAUGGAUGUCAAAGUUACUGCAACUUGUAUACGUGUUCCUGUUAUGCGUGCACAUGCUGAGAGUGUGAAUCUUCAAUUUGAGAAUCCCCUUGAUGAGGAUACCGCAAGGGAUAUUCUUAAAGAUGCACCAGGUGUAGUUGUAGUCGAUGACCGUGCUAGUAACCGAUUCCCAACCCCACUUGAAGUUUCCAAUAAGGACGAUGUUGCAGUAGGAAGAGUACGCCGUGAUGUUUCUCAAGAUGGAGAUUAUGGGCUGGACAUCUUUGUUUGUGGUGAUCAAAUACGAAAGGGAGCUGCCCUUAAUGCCAUCCAGAUUGCAGAAAUGCUUUUGUAGAUUUGCGAUAUAGCACGCUAAGGUUCUAAUUUUGGCUCAAAUGUGAGAGACAUAGAACCUGAAAGCUAGGCGCGUAUUCCUCCAUCACUACGUUUUGCUCAGUGGGAUUUGGCAAUCCUUGUUUACAUUAGUUGAGUUUCUUCUAGUUUGAAGUGAGAUUUUGCUUCAAACUCUUGUUUCUGCAUAACCUUCUUUUAUUUAUAAUAAAAUUUUGUUGGCUGA